Molecule: messenger RNA, 1392 nt
Organism: Fomitopsis serialis
Lineage: Eukaryota; Fungi; Basidiomycota; Agaricomycetes; Polyporales; Fomitopsidaceae
Product: thiolase-like protein
Exons: 12
Coding region: 1-1392 (463 amino acids)
Molecular function (GO): acyltransferase activity, transferring groups other than amino-acyl groups
Source: RefSeq, a predicted model, not a curated record
AUGUCACCUAAAGAUUCGAGACGUAGCUUCAUCGUCGGCGCAGCGAGCACUAAGUUCAUGAAACCCAGAGGAUUGAGGAAUCCUGAAGAUAUGGGUUUGGAAGCUGCCACCAAAGCGCUCCUCGAUGCAGGCAUUACAUAUGACGCAGUAGAGACUGCUUUCGUGGGAUACUGCUACGGAGAUUCCACUUCCGGCCAGAGAGCGCUCUACAACCUUGGCAUGACCGGCAUCCCUAUCACAAAUGUAAACAACAACUGCACGACCGGAAGCACUGCCCUGUACCAGGCGAACAAUCUAGUGGCUUCUGGCAUGGUGGAGUGCGCACUGGCGCUGGGCUUCGAACGUAUGGCUCCGGGCAGCCUCGCUACACAUUUCCCCGACCGCCCGCCUCCCAUGAAGCCAUUUGGCGAGGCAACGAUUGAAGCUGAACACAAUUUGAGCAGCGGAAUCAAUCGUGGGCCGAUCGCGCCGAGGAUGUUUGCUAACGCCGCGCAGGAAUACAUGGACAAGUACGGUGCGACUUUGACGCACCUUGCACAGAUAGCUGCCAAGAACCACAAGCAUUCCAUUCAUAACCCAUAUGCACAAUUCCGCAGAUAUUGGGGUGUAGGACAAGUGCUCGCGGCGCCGAAGAUCAACAAACAGUUGACCAUGCUCAUGUGCAGUCCUACUUCGGACGGAGCUGCCUGCUGCAUUGUCGCCUCCGAGGACUUCGUGCAUGCGCAUGGCCUCGAAAAUCAGGCCAUCGAGAUCGUAGCUCAGGCGCUCUGUACUGACGAGCCAUCGACAUUUGAGAGUAAGAGCCCCAUGGAGGUCGUGGGCUAUGCUAUGACCAAGAAUUGUGCGGACAAGGUCUUCCGCAAGGCAGGCUUUGAGGACGGCGAGGGCAGGGAUCAAGUCGGCGUCAUCGAGCUGCACGAUUGCUUCUCCGCGAACGAGCUUGUGGCUUACGAGGCCUUGGGCCUGUGCGGUCGUGGUGAGGCUCACAAGAUUGUUGAAAGGGGCGACAGCACCUAUGGUGGCAAAUACGUUGUGAACCCGAGCGGUGGUUUGGAGGCGAAGGGUCACCCGCUUGGGGCGACCGGUCUCGGGAUGCACUUUUACAUCGCCAUGCAAUUGCGAGAUUGGGCUGGUCCCAUGCAAGCACCGGGACUGUUCGACGGUGCCGACCGAAGGGGCAAAUACGGCCUUGUUCACAACAUAGGUCUCGGCGGCGCGGUCGUCUGCAGCCUCCUCCGUCGUCCGGAGUUCUAUCGCGCCGGAGGGGAGGAUGGCCGAUCGAGACUCGGUUACAAUCACGCACACGAAUGCAAGUCGAUCACGAAGGCGGAUGUUGACAAGGUUAAGUCUGUCAAGUUCUCGCCGUACAUUUUCGAGCGCGCGAAGCUUUGA